AAUGACUAGAGAGUUUGUGUCCAAAGUUAGUCUUCCUAGAUUGUGUGGUGUUGUUGUGUAAACAAGUAUAGUAAGACCUUGUAAUCAACAAAACUACGUUUGUUUAUUGUGUUCAACUCUACAAUCCUAUCCUAUAUGCAAGAAAUUUACAAACAUAUAUAUUGUUCUUGUGUUUUAUUUCAUUAACAGCUAGAAGAUGAUAUUAGGCCAUCAGUACUGGUGGUUAAUGCCUUGGCAAAGCUCUGCCGUAUCAUUUCUAUAUGGGAAAUCAUCCCUAGUCAUGAUAGUAUUGAUGCUGCUUACAAAGAUCCUGAAGUUAGACAAGAGGCCUACGAAAUUGAAGGAGUCAGAUACAAAGAGGGUCGUAAUGAAUUCGAGAGGAAUGAAGCUUUUCUCGUGUAGAUGGCUGCCUGCGAACCGUGAACCGAAAGCUUUGGUCUUUCUCUGCCAUGGUUACAGCAUGGAGUCCAGCAUCUCAAUGAAAGGUCAAUAUAUUUCUCUUUCAUCUUUAAUCGUUACUAUUGAAUGCCAAAACGGAGACAAAAAGAAACAGAAACAAAAACAGAGCACCCUACGUCCAGGACGAAAAAGGACUGGAACAAGGCUAGCAAAGGCAGGAUAUGGAGUUUGGAGUUUAUGGAUUGGAUUAUGAAGGGCAUGGGAGAUCAUCUGGUCUUCCGGGAUACAUACCUAGCUUCGAAGAUGUUGUUACAGACUGCUCCGACCACUACACAAGAAUCUCCGGUUAGUUAGUUUCUAAUAUUUGAAGUUCCAUCAUGAGGUUUUUUUUUGGAUACGCCACCACGAGUUGUUUGGUAGCAUAGAAAAUGUAGCAGAAAACAGAGUUCUUCAAAAUUCUAAGCAACAGAAAGAAAUCGCACAAUAAAUCUGCCCACGAUAAUUAAAAAUAGCAUGCUGAGAGUAAAUUUAAUUGGCUGACUUGGUAAGAUAUUGUUUUGUCAGUUUAUUUUGGUUUGAAAUGAAUAUCCAAAAGGCAGUUUCUCUUACUUUUAUGAUUGUGGGAAAAAAAACACAGUUUUAUGAGUUUUAUAUCUGAUUUUAUCAGUUGUUAUGGUAUAACAAUCAUUGGGGAAUUUUAAGUUUUUG
Rhododendron vialii is the source of this 1107-nucleotide messenger RNA. RefSeq lists its product as uncharacterized. The record is from RefSeq and is a predicted model, not a curated record. NCBI's taxonomy places the organism in Eukaryota, Viridiplantae, Streptophyta, Magnoliopsida, Ericales, Ericaceae. The transcript has 3 exons. The coding region runs from base 197 to 652 and encodes 151 amino acids.